This is a messenger RNA of Nicotiana attenuata, 3391 nucleotides long. Its product is annotated as phosphoinositide phosphatase SAC2-like. Gene Ontology annotation, biological process: phosphatidylinositol dephosphorylation. The transcript is spliced from 17 exons. The record is from RefSeq and is a predicted model, not a curated record. NCBI's taxonomy places the organism in Eukaryota, Viridiplantae, Streptophyta, Magnoliopsida, Solanales, Solanaceae. Gene Ontology annotation, cellular component: intracellular membrane-bounded organelle. Bases 1014 to 3050 code for a protein of 678 amino acids. Gene Ontology annotation, molecular function: phosphatidylinositol-3,5-bisphosphate 5-phosphatase activity.
AAAAAAUUGAACACUCUUUUUUCCAACUAAAUAUAUAUAUACCCAUUUUAUUAUGUGGACAUAGUCGCCGGAGCUGUUCCUUGUCCGAUCUGUAAACCCCGCCAUUCACCACUCUCCUCCACCGUCGGCAAGAAUUCAAUCUUUUACUUGCUGCGAAGCAUGGGGACAGAUGACAAGCAACGGCGUCUAAUCAAUUUACAUGAAAACAGCAGAGGCUUUUAUCUGCAAAAGUUCCGGCUUUAUGAGACUCGCUCGAACUUCUACAUGGUUGGAUGGGAUAAGACCAGAACUUUUUGGAAAGUAUUAAAGAUUGACAGAUUAGAACCUUCGGAACUAAUCAUUCAUGAAGAUCCUACGUCAUAUUCAGAAAUUGAAUGCUUAGACCUCCUAAAAAGAAUACAUGAAGGAAACGCGUCUACUGGAGGGCUUAAAUUCGUUUCUCGCUGCUACGGAAUUAUUGGUUUUAUAAAGUUUUUGGGACCUUAUUACUUCCUGGUUAUCACGGAAAGAAGGAAGAUUGGAAAGAUAUGUGGUCAUGCUGUUUAUGCUAUCACUAAGAGCGAGAUGUUCCCAAUUCCGCACUCUACUGUGCUUUCCAAUAUGGCUUAUUCUAAGGAUGAGAACAGGUCUUUAGUCAAUUCUGCAUGUAAAUGUAAAAUGUCCGUAGUAUUUUUAGGAAGGCAUUAUGAUGGAACAAAGACACUUCUGAUUUCUUUGUAUCUUUAUAUAACUGUUAUCGAUGUUUUUUUUAUUUUUAAUAUUCUUCUGUUUGGUGACUAUUGAACUUUGCAUUCUGUAAGAAGUCCUAUGUUAUUGAGUUAAUUGCUAUACUAUUUUAGCAAUACACCUUGUAACGCAUUCACUGCCCAACGGAUUUCAUGUUGACCGAGUCAUUCAGAUGCUCGCAGAAAGAGUAUACUGAGAAAUUCUAUAGUUGAGCAUUUUAUAGCUAAGUCAUUCAUAGAGCCCAUUGCCAGUUUUUUUCCUACAAAACUACAGGGGCAAAUUUUUACAUGUUGAAUGAGACAAGAUAUCAAAAGCUCCUGCACAUGGUGGACCUCACAAAGGACUUCUUUUUCAGCUACUCCUAUCCUAUUAUGAUUAGUUUUCAAAAGAAUCUGAGCAACUCAGAGACAGGACUCACCCUUUAUGAGACAAUGUUUGUAUGGAAUGAAUUCUUAACUCGCAGAAUCCACAAUCAGCUCCAAAAUACUCUCUGGACUGUUGCGUUAGUCUAUGGGUUCUUUAAACAGGUUACACUUACUAUUUCUGCACAGGACUUCAUCUUAACCCUAAUUGCUAGACGUUCUCGUCAUUAUGCUGGUACCAGAUAUUUAAAAAGAGGAGUAAAUGAGAAGGGUCAUGUAGCAAAUGACGUCGAGACAGAACAGAUUGUGUUUGAAAAUGUACGUGAAGGGUCCCCUGUUGGAGUAAGCGCUGUUGUACAGAACCGUGGUUCAAUACCUCUUUUCUGGUCUCAGGAAACGUCACGUUUGAAUAUAAAACCUGACAUCAUAUUGUCUAGGAAGGACCUCAAGUUUGAAGCCACCAAACUUCACUUUGAAGAUCUUGUUCAAAGAUAUGGAAAUCCAGUUAUUAUAUUAAAUUUAAUUAAGACUCGUGAGAAGAGGCCCAGAGAAACGAUUCUUCGUGCAGAAUUCGCUAAUGCUAUUGACUUCAUAAAUAAAGAUCUUCCUGAGGACAACCGGUUGAGGUUUCUUCACUGGGAUCUAAACAAACACCCAAGAAUCAAAGCUACAAAGGCCUUGAUACGUCUAGGUGAGGUGGCCGUUAAUGCUUUGGAGUUAACAGGCCUUUUCCAUUGUCAGCUAAUCCCUACAUCAAGAAGUGGGGAAUUGCUAAAGCUGUCAUCCAUCGGCUGCGACAGUAGUGGAGACCAUGUUGAGAAGGACCUCUAUGAAAUGGAUGUUGAAGUGGACAAUGGGAGUAAUGAUCUGCGUGGAGCUUACUAUGUCAAACUUUCAACAGUCCAAAAGGGAGUCUUAAGAACGAAUUGUAUAGACUGUUUGGAUCGCACAAAUGUUGGCCAGUAUGCGUAUGGGCUGGUCGCACUGACCCAUCAGCUGCAUGCCUUAGGCUUUAUAGAUGUGGAGAACAUUGAUUCGCAUUCUCCUAUAGCACAUGACCUAAUGAGGAUCUACGAAGAAAUGGGAGACACUCUUGCACUACAAUAUGGUGGCUCUGCUGCACAUAACAAGAUUUUUUCAGAAAUACGAGGCCAAUGGAAAGCAACAACGAGGUCUCAAGAGUUCUUCCGAUCGCUUCAGCGCUACUACAGCAAUGCCUACAUGGACCCUGAGAAACAAGAUUCCAUUAACGUGUUCUUGGGCCAUUUCCAGCCACAAGACGGAAAGCCAUCUCUGUGGGAACUGAAUCCAGAACAGCACUAUGAUGUUAGGAUGCACGGAUCAAGUCUAACCGCUGAAAGUUCUAGGUCAUUUAUUAAAAGGUCGCUAUCAGAAGGAAACAUAAGCUGUGGAAGCAGCUCUUAUGGUAAAGACACCGACAUAGAUCAGACUGAAGACACUCACCAGCCUUUGACUGUCUGUGCCAAAGGUGGUUGUAAGGGUAUUUCAGAGUCCACACCAGAAAUAUCUACAUGUGACACUGAUAUUUCGUUUACCAGGUACACCCCCUCAAUGUCUGGUGGACAGUGUUUCCAUGAUAUGCAGUUAGAGCAGUGUCUCGGAAGUGGUAGCGUUAAAUUUCAUGAGUGUGCAGAUUUGUUUGAUACCUCAAAUUUUCUUGAUGUUGAUUGGCUUUCUUCAUCGGGAAAUUCAUGUGAAGAAGAAAUAUAUGAGAGAUCUUCAAUCAUAAGUUCUCCAUCUCGGGGCCUGUCAGCAGAUAGUGUGUCAAAUGAACUUAAAGCAGAAACAAACUUCUCAGCUUAUGAUUCUGGGGCAAGCUUGAAGACGGAGCAGACUACUGAAGAUAUCAAUUUUGAUGCCAAACAAAGUAGGGAAACCCACCGGCAAUUCUCUGAGAAAUUUGUGCAUUGGGUUAACGAUGGACAUAUGCUUUUCCCUUGAAGUUCGGUUCAGGUUCUUUAAGUUAUACUAUUUUGGACAGUUACAUUCAACAGACCCGUCCAAAGGAUGUGGAUUACAUACAGGAAAUAGACGACAGGUGACCAAAAAUAUUACAUAAGAAAGAUUAGCCUACAGAAGUUUUUGAGGUUGUAAAAGUCCAGAACCUUAGAAAAUGAUAUUUUGGAAAUAUAUAUUGACCAUAGAAACGGAAAAUUGUUUUGGUUGGUUUUUAGUCAUCUUUUCCCAGAAGGAUAGCUUAUAAAGGUUUCGGUAUGUACAUUAUGUACUGUAAGAAGUGGGAUCUUCAUUAUUCGGUUUCAGAGGCAAGACGUUUUUCGCUA